AUGGGUAAAUUCACUAAGGAAGAGGAAGUUCUCCUUGCCAGUUAUUCUUCUGGUAACACUGCCAAGAGCAACGCUCUGUUCUACAUUAAUGCUGCCGUUAUUUCUGUAGCCCCCAUCUAUCUCUUUUACGGAGUUCACCAAAUGGAGAUCUCUGAUUCAUGGAUCGUUUGGAUUAUCUCUGCUGUUGCUUCUGUCUAUCUUUUGACUAUGGCCUGCAAGAACCAGAAGAGACUUCUGAAGGACUCUAUCAUGACCAAGAGAAGCGUUGCUGUUGAUCGUGAAAUCAACCAAAGAUAUGGAAAUGACAAGAAAAUGAGCACUAAGGAAAAAGAGGAGCGUGCUUUGUACCGUAAAAACGAAGUUGCCGAUUCUGAGGCUACCUAUCUCUCAAUCUUCUUCACCAACGUUCUCUUCUUAGCUAUUCUUUUGUUCUUGGCUUUCUUCCUUCUUGCUAACUUGGCCCCACUCUUCAACUCCUUGUUCUCAAUUGUUGGAGCCGCUGGUCUCGUUGCUUUCCUCUCCACAGCUAAGAAUUAG
This is a messenger RNA of Auanema sp. JU1783, 537 nucleotides long. The record is from the annotation of a GenBank genome assembly. NCBI's taxonomy places the organism in Eukaryota, Metazoa, Nematoda, Chromadorea, Rhabditida, Rhabditidae.